UUUUUGUCAUCUUAGUUUUUUUAUCAUUGUUUUACCUACAACCUCAGCCUUCACAACGGACUUUAGUGUAUUGCUUAACGACUGGAUUUGACGAAAUGGAAGGUGAACGCCGUGUAGUGUGUAUUACGUGUACAAGAUCAGUACUACGUGACCGAAACCGGCAUCAUCUGACGCGAGACUAUUUGGAAGACAAUCCAGGCUUCACAGAGUACGUGAUGGAACGGAUUAACAUAAAUGAGAUGGCCCUCAAUCAAGUCCAAUAUAUGUGUCAUCGUUGUUGGGUAGCUGGAAGAAGACAGCAAGCCAGGUUCGAACAAGAACAAAACCAAGAACUCGGAAAUCCAGAGCAACCAACCAUGCAACCAACGUCGGUUCCAACUUAUAGGCGGGUUGCAAAUACGGCGCGUCACUGCUUAUUCCGCGGGUGCAUCAACCAAGAACUUCAUAGAGUGUCCAGCUUUAUAAAAGUACUUUUGUUAGUUGAUUAUAGCGUAUACGUUCCUGAAAAUGCACGCAUUUGUGCACAUCACAUCAACUCAAAUGAUUGGAGCUCCCUGUAUGAAAAUGGGGAGACGAUAUUCACGCCAGAUCAGCUAAAAGACAUGAUCGACACGUUACGAGCUGCAUAUAAACAUAAGACAAAUAUAGAUUUUGACAAUGUAAACAACAUUUCACCUGAGGAUCUAUUUUACCUAACUGGCUUAACACACCAACAAUUCUCAACCAUUUUAAGUGAAACACCGUCUCUUUUAGCUCAAUGUAAAAGACCAAAAACUGCACUGGGUGUCUAUUUAUUAAAACUUAGGUCUGGUGAACCAAAUACUCGUAUAGCCUCACAAAUAGGUGUAUCUCGAAAAACGAUUGGCGUUUUACUUAAAACUGCACGAAACUGCUUGACGCAGGACUUUGUUGUUCGCCAUUUAGGUUUUAAUCAUAUAAGCCGUAAUGAUAUCAUAGCUCACAGCCUUGCAGUGCCAUCAUAUUUAUACUCCAACCCUUUAAAUCCAGUGGCGAUAGUUCUAUGUGAUGGUUCAUAUAUAUACGUCCAGAAAAGUAAAAACUUUUUGUUUCAAAAAAAAACCUACAGCUUACACAAGUACAAAAACCUGUUAAAACCCUUUUUAAUUACAUGCCCAGACGGCUAUAUUAUAGAUAUAUGUGGACCAUACGCUGCAACCAAAACGGAUGCCCAAAUCAUGAGUGAUAUUAUGAAUGAUACCACGUCCCCAGUGCAUAUAGUAUUACAAACAGAUGACGUUUUUAUCUUAGAUCGAGGGUUCAGAGACUCUAUACCAGAAAUAGAAAGUGCAGGUUAUGUUGCCCAUAUGCCGCCGAGCAAAGACAGACAUGCCACACAGCUCACAGACAUACAAGCAAAUAAAUCUCGACAAAUCACAAUAGUGCGAUGGGUCAUUGAAGUCAUAAAUGGAUGGUUCAAAAGAGACUACAAGAUAUUCAGGCAUACACUUAUUAAUAAAACACUCCCUCACGUGUUUACAGACUUUCGCAUUGCAGGAGCACUUAUAAAUGCAUUUAGGCAACCUCUGACGGACAAUGAGCAUGCCCAAGCCUUUAUCGGAAUAAUAGCUCAAAGAAUAAACGAACACAAUAUACUGGGCAAUUAUGUAGUCACAGAAAAUAUAAAUCGACAACGGGCGGUGUUCACUACAAUGACGGCUACAUUAAUACCAUUUCCACAAUUGACAGAAGAAGACGUCAUUUUAUUCAGUUUGGGAACAUACCAUUUAAAACUCGCUAGAUCGUACGUUGCCGAGCAUUUGCGAGGUGGAGAUGGUUUAUAUAAUAUAGAGGUAUCUUCUAGCCCUAGCCCUAGUAUGGCGGAGCAUGGGCUGGUGACAGAAAACUGCUCAUUAAUUAGAGGCCGCAUAUUAUCGAGGCACGUCUCGAAUAAAAUAUAUUACACAUAUAUUUUGCUUAAAGAGAACAUCCAGGGCAGAGAAGCUAUCGCAGCAUAUUAUUGUUCCUGCAUGACAGGUAUGAGAACUCUAGGCGCCUGUGCCCACACUGUUAGCAUAAUAUGGUACUUAGGUGUGGGUAGGCACCUAGAUAACUUCGUUGGUCCGGCAAAUGCCUGGGACGAUGUAAUAAUUGAAAGUAGCAAUACCAUAUAAAAAUGAUGCUUCUUUGUUCUGUAAUAAAACUGUGCUUUUUAAGAUUGAUGGUUUUUUAUUUAAUAUUUUGCCCGUAGCAAAAACGAACGGUAUGGAGGUAAGGAAGAGAGAACGUCUUAGCUUUUAAGCUGAUGGUCUCUUUUUAGAAUGGAAGAAUGUCUGGUUGUUCAUUUGGUUUAUAGAACAGAAAAAUAU
Messenger RNA from Maniola jurtina (meadow brown), 2327 nucleotides. RefSeq lists its product as uncharacterized. Bases 96 to 2132 code for a protein of 678 amino acids. Gene Ontology annotation, molecular function: zinc ion binding. NCBI's taxonomy places the organism in Eukaryota, Metazoa, Arthropoda, Insecta, Lepidoptera, Nymphalidae. The record is from RefSeq and is a predicted model, not a curated record. The transcript has 2 exons.